AAGCACUAAAAAGUGAGUAGGCCUAUUCUAUCUGAUUAGAGCUAAGACAGCUAAGACAUUGGAGUUAAUUAUUGUAACUAUUUUUUAUGUAGUUUAAAUGUGGCCCCCAUCAAUUGAAUGCGUAUUGGUUUACAAGUAGAAAUUCAAAUGAGAGCGCACAGCGUGAUGAUCAUUAAAAUCUACAUUGUUGUUUUUUCCAUGGAAAAAGCAUUUUGGGGUAAACGUCUUGUAAUCAUAUUUGCGGCCUCAGCUAGCACCUGAUCUUAUUGAAAAGAUGCUGGAUGAAGGCGAAUGUAUGAAGAGGGGAUGAGGAUGGAUAAAGGAGCGGAAGGACGCUCAGCGUGCCCCCGUGGGGAGUUUUAUUAUUGACAACAUGUUACAGGUCCUUCAGACAGCAGACGACACGGAGGAGCACCGGGGCGACACACAAAACACGGACACCCCAGCACUAGUGAGGCCCUGCUUUGGGUGAUCUACCUGCUCCUGUGUCACAUGGUCUGCUUGACCUGAUUGAUCCCCAGAAGAUGCUGCCUUCAGGUGCUGAUAAAAAUAUGUAAAUGAGACAGACAAAGUGAACACAGACAGACUGAUGGAUAGACAAGAUUUGAUGCUUCUGACGCAGCUGUGAGCUGUGCUAAAGGUCCAGUAGGAGAUUGAAGGUGUCCUGAGGCAGAGCUAUGGGCUGUGGGGGGAGCAGGACCGAUGCUCUGGAGCCUCGAUACCUAGAGAGCUGGACCAAAGAGACAGAGUCCACGUGGCUGACAAGCACGGACACCGACAUCCCACUGUCGUCCAUCCAGAGCAUCCCUUCUGAGGGCUCGGAGGCCUGCUUCACUUCUGAGAAAACCAUCAGCCCCGUUCCAGAUUUCUUUGAGGACAGCCUCCCUCUGCCUGCUCAGGCGUACCUGAAGGUGUGUUCAUCCGUGUCUGAAGCCAGCCUGAACGAGGUGAAGCCCAGCAGCCCCCCUGCUAUACUGGGCUCUCCCCCUAAAGAGACAACAUCACCGUCAGCAGGCACCACAGUGCAACGUAGAAGUGUCCUACACACAGAAGAGAUUACAAAAUGGCAGGACAAUCGGAUGUCGACCAAGCAGGUAACCAUCACUGUGACGCAGAGCAUCCAUCAGGUUGACAAGAACGGGAAGGUGAAGAAGUCCCUCACCACCUACGAGGUCAUGAAACCUGUGGAGGCCCUCAAACAGGUGACCACACAAAACACCUGAGACUGAUGAAAAGCCACAAGAGGACGAAAACUGUGAAAUAAAGAGACCUGAUGGGAGUUUUUAUUGUGGGAAAACUCUUUAAGGGGACGGAUGGCUGAUGAAAGGACAGUGAUGAUUGUUUGGGUGGUCUCGGCUCAUUUUCUUCAAAAACAAUAGAAGAAAGAACGAGGCUGUGUUGUACUUUAAUCUGUCUUAUGUAUUUCUAUGGUGCCUGUUACAACGUUGAACUGUACUUUGACACAUUGAAGACAUCGAAAUGUUAAACUGUUGAUCAGAGAACAUUUAAAACACAACAUUUAACUUGAAGGAUCAAACCAAAAUGAAAGACUUCAGGGUUAAGCACAGCAGAAUGUUUGAGAGCAUUGAAGAAAAGCUGAUAUGGCACAUUUCAAAUCCCUGCAGUGAACUGUACAGCAUCUAAAGCCCAAUUUUAACAUAUGCUAUGAUAAAUAUUUUUGAAGCUAUUACAACAGAAUUAAUCAACACUACAGGAAGGAUUUCAGUUCUUUCUCACUGAUGCGCGGCAUGUGCUGUGCUACAAUCUGUAUGGCUCAGGAAGGUGAAGGUGAAGAUUGCACUAUUUACAGUGAAGCCUGAUGGGAUUUUGUGAUGACAAUGUGAGAAAAAUGGUCUUACUUCAUCGUGUUGUUUUGUACCAAACAGUGUUACAUUUUCAUAUCUAGUCAUUUGUGUUUUAUAACGACAAUAAACUCGACCUAAACAUUG
This is a messenger RNA of Labrus mixtus (cuckoo wrasse), 1949 nucleotides long. RefSeq names its product BAALC binder of MAP3K1 and KLF4 b (gene baalcb). The record is from RefSeq and is a predicted model, not a curated record. The coding region runs from base 678 to 1223 and encodes 181 amino acids. Gene Ontology annotation, cellular component: cytoplasm. NCBI's taxonomy places the organism in Eukaryota, Metazoa, Chordata, Actinopteri, Labriformes, Labridae. The transcript has 5 exons.